GACGGCCACGUGGUGGUCACCGACGGCGGAGACCGGGCGGUGAAGGCGUUUGAUUUUGACGGGAGGGGGACGCUGGCCCUCCGGGAGGGCUUCUGCCUGCCGUGGGGCUUGGACACCACCCGGGAGAACGAAGUGGUCGUGACCGAUUCGGAGGCCGGAGCCCUGUACCUCUUGACGGCUGACUUCGGGAAGGGGAAGCUGAAGAAGUCGCAGGUGAUCCAGUCUAAACUAACCAGCCCGAGAGGCGUCGCCGUCUCUCAGGCCUCGGGCGCUAUUGCAGUCGUAGAGCACCUGAAAGCCAAAGGGCCGAACAACAGCAGCACCCGCGUGAAGAUAUUCAGUGCGGACAUGAAACUCAUCGGCCAGAUGGAUAGUUUUGGUCUGAACCUCAUCUUCCCCUCCAGAAUAUACGCUUCGGCUGUGGCCUUUGACAAAGAAGAUCAUAUUAUAGUAACGGAUGUCUGUAACCAGGCUGUGCUAUGUUUGGGGAAACCUGAGGAGUUUUCUGUUUUUAAGCCUAUAAUCAGCCAUGGGCUUUCUUAUCCAGUAGGACUGACUUACCUGGCCAAUAAUUCCCUCGUCGUUCUAGACGGUGGUGAUCAUUCAGUGAAAAUCUAUAGCUCUACCUGAAUGGGUUUAGAUUUUGACUGCUAUAGAUUCACUCUGUUUUAGGCCAGGAAGCAAGCAAAAUUUCUGUUCUAGUAGACAAGUAGGUGGGAGGUAAUUUCCAGCCUUUGAGUGAAAUUGCCCUCCUUGACCAACGCUCAUCAAAGCGCUUGCCUGUCUGUGUGAGAAAACCUGACCAUUGCAGGCGGUACUCGACAAUGAAUCAACCAAACAAAUAACUUGGCAUUUUAAAACUAUUUCAUACUUUGACAGCCAAACGUUUUUAUGACAUUUUGGCAAAUAGUAACAACUUUUGGAAUGGAGUAACCAAAGGCCUGCAGCUGAGAGAGAGAAUGAUAUAUCUUUUGUUUUACCUUUGUAAGGAUUUAGUUUUCAUUAGCUUUCUUUCUGAAGCAGAGAGACGCUCGCAAGUGACAGAGUGAUUUCUCUUUCCAGGAUUUCUGCAGGAGAAAGGAGACUAGCUUGAUUUCUCCAGGAUCUCUCUGACAGGAGAAAUAGAAGUUUCCGUUCGAGGUCAUUUGAAUCCACCCGAGGUCAACUGUAAUAGAGCAGCUAUCACUCUUUAGUGAGUUAUUAGUGAGUUAUAGACUCAAAGCCUAUUUUUUCCGUAGUAGGGAAAUCACUUAUGGAUACCAUGAAAGACAGUAAGCUAUUACUGAAUAAGUGUGGUCAUUUGCCCUCCUGUUCCAGUGUUGGAGGUAGUCCUUCAGAAAGAUGAAAUGCGUCAGUGACGCAAUGUUUGGAAGGUGCGUUUUCAUCACUGUGCUUCAAGGGAAAAAAAUAACCACAUUUUUCCCCUGUGGCAGCUUUCACUCACGGGCUAUACGUUAAAUAUGAAGAGUGAAAUUUUAAAACAUGCUAAAAAGGCGCAGUCUUAAGAUUUGAAAAUACCAUGAUAGGUGAAUAUUUGUUUUCUGCACUACUUUACUACGACCUUUACUAGAGUUGUACUGAAGCGCUUGCACUUCUUCUAUAAUGUGUAAGUCUUUGUCUGCCUGCAGAGAUAAACUUGUGUGUAGUUACCAGCACAGGCUGGUAAGCUUUCUCUAAACGCUUGAAGAUGUUUAGACCGGAAACGCUUCUGCGUAUACAAAAGUAAGUUGCCCGUCUUGCUAACGCAGGUGCUCUUGCAGUAUUGCCAGUACAGUCUGCAUCUCUCUUUUCAUUAAUACGUUACUUCUGUGUCCACAGCUUUGGGAUCCAGUUGAAAACUGGAGUGUUGAUGAGCAGUGGAAGAGAAAGAGGGAUGUGAACCUAUUUUUUGCCAAGCAGAUUUAGAUCUGUUUAUGUUUUCUUUGAAGGAGUUUCACUGUAGACAUUAGUUCUGUUGCCUUAUUGAACAGUCGAAAUUAAAGUAUAUCUGAAUUAUUUUUAAAAAUUGUUAACACCCCCACUAGGAAGUCACUGAUGCAUGUUUAGGCAUUUAUCUGCUGCUAGAAUAAUUACUUAGAUCGUUCAGCACUAAAAGGCAGUUUGAUGUAGAUGUGAAUGCUGUGUGAGAUAGAGACAAGUAGGUUAAAGCUGCAUUCAACUUUAAUGGGUCACUUAUUUAUUCACAGAAAUUAUGAAUGAGAUGCUUUCUGAAAGCCACCUGAAAUCAACAGGUGGUCUUUCUAUCCGUUAUUUUUUAAUCUGGCUUUUGGUCUUCCUUCCAGGGCAUAUAAUAACUACAAAUCUUGUUGCACCAGCGAUUAACCAGAUUCUUAUUUUAAACGGGAGCAUUUUUAGCCCUCUAAUUCAAACGAUGUAUUAAUUUAUCUUAUGUUGACACGUGUAAAAACAAAACAAACUAGCCAUUAAGUGCAGCUGUUUGUAAAGGUUAAUUCAAUGGUGGCGUGCCAAUAAAGUGAGAUUUGUUUACUCCUAUACUGAA
Molecule: messenger RNA, 2500 nt
Organism: Struthio camelus australis
Lineage: Eukaryota; Metazoa; Chordata; Aves; Struthioniformes; Struthionidae
Source: RefSeq, a predicted model, not a curated record